This is a messenger RNA of Paramuricea clavata, 558 nucleotides long. The record is from the annotation of a GenBank genome assembly. NCBI's taxonomy places the organism in Eukaryota, Metazoa, Cnidaria, Anthozoa, Malacalcyonacea, Plexauridae.
AUGGAAAAGUUCGAGUAUGUGUAUAUCUCACAAAGUUUAACCAGUUCGUGCAAUGCGAAAACCAUCCCCUACCAACAACCGACACCACAUUUGCAAACCUUGCUGGAGCUUCCUUGGACGAUAUUUUUCAAAAUUAGACGCCAACUCUGGAUUUUGGCAAAUCAAACUUUCGGAAAGAUCAAAACCUCUAACAACGUUCAUAACACCCUGGGGACGGUAUUGUUUCAUCGUUUCGGAAUAAGUUCAGGGUCUGAAAAGUUUCAGAAAUGUAUGUGCCAAAUUCUCGAAGGUUUGGAUGGCGUCGAAUGCAACAUCGAUGAUGUUCUAGUGCACAGUGCAACACAAGAAGAACACGACCGAAGAUUGGAAACGGUUCUCCAACGACUCGGUAACGCCAACGUCACGCUCAAUGCCGAAAAGUGUGUUUUUAACGUCUCGAGUGUGAAAUUCCUAGGUCAGAUCGUAGGAGCCGAUGGCAUCAAAUCCGAUCCAGAGAAACUACAAGCGAUUCUCGAAAUGCCACACCCAACCAACCUACAUGAAGUCUUGGAAUGGUAA